Messenger RNA from Hipposideros armiger (great roundleaf bat), 4826 nucleotides. RefSeq names its product laminin subunit beta 3 (gene LAMB3). Bases 856 to 4404 code for a protein of 1182 amino acids. The transcript has 26 exons. Gene Ontology annotation, biological process: animal organ morphogenesis; substrate adhesion-dependent cell spreading; cell migration. Gene Ontology annotation, cellular component: laminin trimer. The record is from RefSeq and is a predicted model, not a curated record. Lineage: Eukaryota; Metazoa; Chordata; Mammalia; Chiroptera; Hipposideridae.
GCACCUUGUCAGCGUCCCACGGCCGCUUAUAUCUUUUCUCUAAGACCCGCCUCCUGGGCUUCCUGGACUGGGGCCAGCGGAGCAACAAUAAGGAACUGAAUUAUUCUGGAACUGCAUCAGCUUGAAAGAAGACCCCGAGAUCCAGAUGAGGACGCAGCUCACCGUACGACUUGCUAUUAGCCUUAUGAGACACUGAGCAGCUGUGCCCAGAUGCCUGACUACAGAAUUCCCUACUGCCAGGCCAAUGAGCACGGUCGUCCGUUGGGCAGACAUUCAGCUUGGGAAGGUGCGAAUGGGACUGGAGAAUAGAAUCAUCCCAUGACAAGCAGCCUAGGCUCCUUCCUGCUUCCUGCUGGCCUCUGCCUGAGGCUGGCUUCCUGUCUGCUCAAAACAACAUCCUGGACUUGGACUAGGAGUACGUGGGGGGCCCAAACAGAGCAAUUGCCAUUUCCCUCCUGCGAGGCUAAACCACUCCCUGGACCUGCCCCAGCCUGUGAUGUCUGAAACAGCAAAGGCUUAUUUACCUGGGCUUCUGCCUCAUACGAGAGGACGAGGAGGGGGAUUUAAAGGGUGGUCCAGGACACAAGAGGAGGCUGACCCUGUGGGCCUUGGGGAAACGCCAAGUACAGUGCCUGUCACGAAUGCCAGCACCCUUCCCAUGCUCCGAACCCCCGUGUGGAACGAUUCCAGACAUUUGCCUGGUGCUUUCAGUUUGCAGGGCACCCCUCCACCCCCCCGUGGCACCCACUGGCGGGCAGGCAGGCACCGCCGGGCUUGCUGUGAGGCCUCUGGGACCGACCCACUUGCCCAGUCCUGUCCUGGGGGUGGGGUGGGGUGGGGGUGCAGUGACGGCAGAUGGGCGUGCCAGCCGCCAGAUUCCUGAGACCCGCCCUGCAGUGGGAGUCUUCAGAGGUGAAGCCGUUGUUUAAAACCUGGGAGCCAGGAGACGGGACCCCCACAUUCAAGGGGUGCUCCCAGACAGGCGACCUGAAGCAAAGAACAGCGGCAGCACGGAGCCAGGCUGCUUUGAUCUGUCCCAGGGGAAGGCCUGUCCAGGGAUCACCCCAUUGGCUGAAGAUGAGGCCACCACUCCUUCUCCUGUGUUUUGCCUUGCCCAGCCUGCUGUACGCCCAGCAACCCUGCUCCCGCGGGGCCUGCUAUCCACCUGCUGGUGACCUGCUCAUUGGGAGGACCCGGUUUCUCCAAGCUUCGUCAACCUGUGGACUGACCAGGCCUGAGACCUACUGCACCCAGUAUGGCGAGUGGCAGAUGAAAUGCUGCAAGUGUGACUCCAGGCUGCCUCACAAUUACAACAGUCACCGAGUGGAGAACGUGGUUUCGUCUUCAGGUCCCACACGCUGGUGGCAGUCACAGAAUGAUAUGAACCCUGUCUCUCUGCAGCUGGACCUGGACAGGAAAUUCCAGCUUCAAGGCAUCAUGAUGGAUUUUAAGGCGCCCAUGCCCGCUGGAAUGCUGAUCGAGCGCUCCUCAGACUUCGGCAAGACCUGGCACGUGUACCAGUACAUGGCUGCCGACUGCUCCUCCGCCUUCCCUGGCGUCCGCCAGGGCCAGCCUCAGAGCUGGCAGGAUGCUCGGUGCCAGUCUCUGCCCCGGAGGCCUAACGCACACCUAAAUGGAGGGAAGGUCCAACUUAACCUUAUGAAUUUAGUUUCUGGGAUCCCAGCAACUCAAAGUCAAAAGAUUCAAGAACUGGGGGCGAUCACAAACUUGAGAAUCAACUUCACCAUGCUGGCCCCUCUGCCCCAGAGGGGCUACCGUCCCCCCAGCUCAUACUAUGCAGUGUCUCAGCUGCGCCUGCAGGGGAGCUGCUUCUGUCACGGCCACGCUGACCGCUGCGCCCCGCAGCAUGGAGCCCCUGCCGGCCCCUCCACCACUGUGCAGGUGACAGUCCAGGGUGGGAGGGGCAAGACCAGGGCAGACGGAGGACAUCCUAUGGCAGACAGAGGUGCUGGUCCGAUGUCAGCCCGGGUCUCUACAUUUUCAGGGUGUGACUGCAACGGGCACUCGGAGACAUGUCACUUCGACCCUGCUGUGUUUGCCACCAGCCAGGGGGCACAUGGAGGGGUGUGCGACAACUGCCGGGACCACACCGAGGGCAAGAACUGUGAGCGGUGUCAGCUGCACUAUUUCCGGAACCGGCGCCCUGGUGCUCCCAUUCAGGAGACCUGUAUCCGUGCGGCCAAGAUCAGGGCCGCCGAGGAAGCCGCCUCGCAGGUGCAGUCGGAUGCUCAGCGCCUGGAGACCCAGGUGAGCACCAGCCGCUCCCAGAUGGAGGAAGAUGUCAGGCGCACUCGGCUUCUCAUCCAGCAAGUCCGGGACUUCCUCUCAGACACCUUUGUCUCCCUGACCCUGGCUUCAUUUCUCCCUACCCUAGCCUGUGACUGUGACUUCAGGGGAACCGAGAGUCCAGGCUGUGACAAGGCCUCCGGCCGUUGCCUCUGCCGCCCCGGCUUGACCGGGCCCCGCUGCGACCAGUGCCAGCGAGGCUACUGCGACCGCUACCCGGUGUGCGUGGCCUGCCACCCUUGCUUCCAGAACUAUGACGCGGACCUCCAAGAGCAGGCCCUACGCCUCAGCAGCCUCCGAAACGCCACUGCCACCCUGUGGCCUGGGCACGGAGUGGGAGAUCCCCACCUGGUCUCCCGGAUCCUGGAGGCAAAGAAGAAGAUCGAGCAGAUCCAAGCAAUUCUCGGCGGCGCCCCGGUCACAGAGCAGGAGGUGGCCCAGGUGGCCAAUGCCAUCUUCUCCAUCAGGCGGACCCUCCAGGACCUGCAGCCCAAUCUGGUCCUAGAGGAGGAAAGCGUGUCGCUCCCGGGAGACCUGGAGAAUCUGGACAGAAGCUUCAAUCACCUCCUUAUUAUGUAUCAGAAUAAGAGAGAGCAGUUUGAAAAAAUCAGCAGUGCCGAUCCUUCAGGAGCCUUCCGGCUGCUGACUGCAGCCUACCAGCGGUCAUCCCAGGCCGCCCAGCAGGUCUCUGACAGCUCCCGCCAGCUUCUCCGGCUCAGGGACAUCCGGAGAGAGACAGAGAGGCUGGAGCAGCAGUUGGGAGGAGGAGGAGGAGCUGGUGGUCCCCAGCUGACAGCCCUGAGGCAGGAAAUGGCUUCCUUGCCUGAUCUGACACCCACCAUCAACAAGGUGAGUCAUGGAUGGCGUGGAGCCCCACUUCCCAGAGCCCCCUGCCCCCGCUUGGGAGCUGCUUCUGUCACGGCCACGCUGACCGCUGCGCCCCGCAGCAUGGAGCCCCUGCCGGCCCCUCCACCACUGUGCAGCUCAGCAGCCUUCCUUGCAGGCUGUGACUGCAGCGUCCUGGGGUCCCGGCAGGACAUGCCGUGUGACGAGGAGAGUGGGCGCUGCCUGUGUCUGCCCCACGUGGUGGGCCCCAAAUGUGACCAGUGUGCUCCCUACCACUGGAAGCUGGCCAGCGGCCGGGGCUGCGAGCCGUGUGCCUGUGACCCAAACAACUCCCUCAGCCCCCAGUGCAACCAGAUUUCGAGUUCCAUGAGGACAGGGGCCGAGUCUAACUGGAUUUUUAGUCUCAGCUCCCCACGUGCUGCUGUUCCGAGCAACCCUGACACCGAUGCAGCCACCAUCCAGGAGGUCAGCGAGGCCGUGCUGGCCCUGUGGCUGCCCACGGACUCUGCCACCGUCCUACGGAAGAUGAAUGAGAUCCAGGCUAUCGCAGCCAGGCUUCCCAACGUGGACCUGGUGCUGUCCCAGACCAAGCAGGACAUCGCCAGAGCUCGCAGGCUGCAGGCCGAGGCCGAGCAGGCCAGGAGCCGAGCCCACGCCGUGGAGGGCCAGGUGGAGGACGUGGUGGGGAACCUUCGGCAGGGCAUGGUGGCGCUGCAGGAGGCUCAGGACACCAUGCACGGCACCAGCCGCUCCCUUCGGCUUAUGCAGGACAGGGUUGCUGAGGUUCAGCAGGUCCUGGGGCCAGCAGAAAUUCUAGUGACGGGCAUGAUGGAGCAGCUGGGUGACUUCCGAGCACGGAUGGAGGCGCUCCACCGCCAGGCCGAGCAGCAGCGGGCACAGGCAGCCGAGGCCCAGCAGCUCGCGAAGGGCGCCAGGGAGCGAGCGCUGAGCGCCCAGGAGGGAUUUGAGAGAAUAAAACAAAAAUAUGCUGAGCUAAAGGACCGGUUGGGUCAGAGCCCCAUGCUGGGGGAGCAGGGCAGCCGGAUCCUGAACGUCAAGACGGAGGCAGAGGAGCUGUUUGGGGAGACCAUGGAGAUGAUGGACAGGAUGAGAGACAUGGAGUCCGAGCUGCUUCGGGGGAGCCAGGCCAUCAUGCUUCGCUCGGCAGACCUGACAGGGCUGGAGAAGCACGUGGAGCAGAUCCGCGACCACAUCAACGAACGUGUGCUCUACUACGCCACAUGCAAAUGAUGGUCCAGCGGCCAGCCCCUGGCCCCGGUAUCUGCCCUCUUCUCUUUGCAGGGCAGACUGGGUUGGAAUGCUUUCUACUCCUUUUGUGUAGCCCAAAGCACUGCCUGGGCCACCGCGACUCCGCAGCUGUUACGAUUAGUCUGUGCUGCAGCCGAGCCUGAGCAGAUGGUACAGCCACAUUUGAGGGACAGAGAUGGUGGAAGCGGGCCACGCCACUGUGACCAGGAGCUCUCAAGUGGAGGGAGCUUGGCUGAGCAGCAACCUCGCCCUUCGUUCUCCACGGAGGCUGAAUCCUCCGUGGAGAAAAACUUAACCCAAAAUGAUGUACAAAUAAAAGGCCCAGUAUAAAUCUUUGGAAAGGAGCCUGGAGGUUCAAAGAGGGAAAAUGGUCUGUCUCCCAUUAAGUAAACAUUUGUCACUUG